ACUAUUCGAACGCUCUGCGCUGUACUUAGCCAGUCGCUGUCUGAAAGUCGCCUCAGUCUCGCGUCGCAAUUCGAGCGAUUCGGAAGCGUUUUCCCCACGUCCAACGAUUUCCACAAAAAUAAUAUAUACAUAUGUGUAUUGAAACUCUCGUCUGGGAUUGAUGUGAGCAAAUGAUGAGCCUUGCCAACCACACAAAAUAAAUCUGUAAUCUAAGUUGAAUCAACAAGAACGUUCGCAGACAGUACGCAGCAUAAAAUAAAACAUUCAAAAUGGAUAGCAGCAAAUUGUUAAAGAACGUCUACGGCAUCGACAUUCACUUCGAAGAUCUCGUCUACCAGGUCAACGUACCCAGACAAAACGAAAAGAAGUCUGUACUGAAGGGCAUUACAGGAACAUUCAAAUCUGGCGAGCUGACAGCCAUCAUGGGGCCGUCGGGGGCCGGCAAAUCUAGUCUAAUGAACAUCCUGACGGGCCUAACAAAGUCUGGAGUCAGUGGGAAGAUAGAGAUCGGCAAGGCCCGGAAGCUGUGCGGCUACAUAAUGCAGGAUGAUCACUUCUUUCCCUACUUCACCGUAGAGGAAACGAUGCUCAUGGCGGCCACACUUAAAAUCUCUAACAAAUGCGUCAGUCUGAAGGAGAAGCGGACACUGAUUGAUUAUUUGCUGAACUCGCUAAAGCUGACAAAAACGCGGCAAACAAAGUGCUCCAAUCUGAGUGGCGGCCAGAAGAAGCGUCUAUCAAUUGCCCUGGAGCUUAUAGACAAUCCAGCUGUUCUAUUUUUAGACGAGCCCACAACAGGCCUGGAUAGUUCAUCCUCCUUCGACACGAUCCAACUGCUGCGAGGCCUGGCGAACGAGGGGCGCACCAUUGUGUGCACGAUCCACCAGCCUUCGACGAACAUCUACAAUCUGUUCAACCUGAUCUACGUGCUCAGCGCCGGUCGAUGCACCUACCAGGGCACGCCCCAGAACACCGUCAUGUUUCUCAGCAGCUGUGGACUGGAGUGCCCGCCCUACCACAAUCCCGCCGACUUCCUGCUAGAAUGCGUCAAUGGUGACUACGAUGAUCACACCGAGGCCCUAGCGGAAAGCGCCAAGGACACCCGUUGGCGCUACGAUCAGCAGCUGAUGCAGGGCGAGUCAGCGGAGCCGCCCAGCGAAGCCCAACUGGCCAAGUUCAAUGAGUCACAGUCGCCAGGGCAUGCUCAGGUUCAAAAGGUCGAGAUACAGAGCUUGGACUCCUCCAAGGAACUGACGCGGCACACAUACCCGCCCGCGGAGUGGAUGCGGUUGUGGCUGCUCAUUGGACGCUGCCAUCUACAGUUCUUUAGGGAUUGGACACUCACGUACCUGAAACUUGGGGUGCACAUAAUCUGUGCCGUAUUGAUCGGCUUAUUCUUCGGCGACUCUGGCAGCAAUGCCACCAAGCAAAUCUCAAAUGUGGGCAUGAUUAUGAUCCACUGCGUCUAUCUCUGGUACACCACCAUUAUGCCGGGAAUAUUGAGAUAUCCAUCCGAGAUAGAGAUCAUCAAGAAGGAAACUUUUAAUAACUGGUACAAGCUACGAACAUAUUACCUGGCCACCAUUAUCACUUCCACUCCAGUUCAUAUUAUCUUCUCCACGGUAUAUAUCACGAUAGCAUACCUCAUGACCGAACAGCCCGUUGAGAUGGAUCGAUUUGUGAAAUACCUUCUCUCAGCCGUGGUGAUUACCAUCUGCGCCGAUGGCUUGGGCGUGUUCCUGGGCACGGUUCUGAAUCCAGUUAAUGGAACCUUUGUGGGUGCCGUUUCGACGUGCUUUAUGCUGAUGUUCUCCGGUUUCCUCAUUCUGCUGAACCACAUUCCGGCCGCGAUGCGGAUCGUCGCUUCAAUAUCGCCUCUGCGUUAUGCCUUGGAGAAUAUGGUCAUCUCGCUGUAUGGCAACCAUCGGGAACAGUUGAUCUGUCCACCCACGGAGUUCUACUGCCACUUCAAAAACGCCGUGACUGUGCUGCGCCAGUUUGGAAUGGAGCAAGGCGACUUUGGCUACAACAUUAUGAUGAUUCUUGGCCAGAUAACGCUGUUCAAGGUGCUGGCCUACUUCACGCUGAAGCACAAAAUCAAAAGGAUUUAAACGAGGACUUUAUAGUGUAUGCUUGUAGUAUUGGGCUUAAUAUGGGCUUAAUCGAAUGUGAUUUUACGUUACUUAUCGCUUAGUUGCAAGUAAACCCAACUCUUUUAUAUCGGCGUGUGAUACUUUAAGGGCCGGUAUCUCUACUUCGGGUUAACAUUUAUCCGAACGUUAAAGUAUCCGAUAACGAAAAUUUGUUUUCUCAAAGGCUCAUGUGGUUGACAAAAAUCAACCCUGGUCAAGCAAAAGAAGUUUGUUUUUGGCAAAAUAUAAUUAAAAAUAAAAAAUAAAUAAAAAUAUUCUAAGGCAAUGCGUACCAUAAUUUAUCUUUCGACAUUUUCCAAAAACCACGUCGCGAGCAAAAGUAAAUAAUCAGAGCAGCCCUGUGUCUUGCGCUCCUCAGCACCGGUACCGUAACCCGAACUCGAGAUAACGGCCCUAACAAAUGCAACAAACCCAUUGCAAUGCUAAUGCUAACUUUUGCUGCAAACCCCCUAAACAUAGCGACCCAUAGUUGUAUACUGUUUAUGUACGGCUUAACCACAUCUGUAUGUAUGUUUAUGUAAAUUUAAUGAUCUUUCUAGUUAACCUAGAUUUAAGCGAGACCUGUGUCAACAAACGGAAUAUACAAAACAUAUAUGUAAAACGAUUCCUGUUGUCUUGAAACUAACUUUUUUAAAUGGGAACACACAUUUUAUUCUACUCUA
This is a messenger RNA of Drosophila obscura, 2815 nucleotides long. RefSeq names its product ATP-binding cassette sub-family G member 1. Lineage: Eukaryota; Metazoa; Arthropoda; Insecta; Diptera; Drosophilidae. The coding region runs from base 270 to 2111 and encodes 613 amino acids. Gene Ontology annotation, molecular function: ABC-type transporter activity; ATP binding; ATP hydrolysis activity. Gene Ontology annotation, cellular component: plasma membrane. The record is from RefSeq and is a predicted model, not a curated record. The transcript is spliced from 11 exons.